AUGGAGGGAGAGGAGUCUACCACGCGCUCAUUUGCUGCUGCUACAGAACAAGCCGCUGCAGCGCCAGAGGACUCUCACAUUCAGGUCGUAGAAACAGCAGCACCAGCUGCUGCAGCACCAGCUGCUGCAGCACCAGCUGCUGCAGCACCGGCUGCUGCAGCACCGUCUGCUGCAGCACCAGCUGCUGCAGCACCGUCUGCUGCAGCACCAGUUGCUGCAGCGCCAGCUUCUGCAGCGCCAGCUGCUGCAGCACCAACUGCUGCAGCACCAGCCGCUGCAGCACCAACUGCCACAGCACCAACUGCUGCAGCACCAGCUGCUGCAGCACCAGCUGCAGCAGAGCCUGCAGCAGCAGAUGCAGCAGCAGGCGCAGCAGCUGCAGCUGCACUCGGAGCAGCAGCAGCAGCAUCUGUUACCUCGGGGGAAGCAGCUUCAUUUGGAGGUGGAGCAGCAGCGCAGCCAAGUGAAGGGGCAGCGGGGAAUGGAGUGAGAGCGGUGGCAGAACCAGCAGCAGCAGCUGCUGCUGCUGCAGCAGCAGCAGCAGACACAGCGGGGUCCACUGCAGCGGAGGCCCCAGCUGCUGCGAGUGCUGCUGCUGCUGCAGCGCUAAACCGCAGCUGGGACUUCAGCAGCAGAAGCCGAGAAGCAGCAGCAAAUGCCUUCUUAAGAGUUCGUGCUGCUAGGCGGAAGCCGCUGGCCACUGGAGUUGCUGCAGUAAGCAAUGAUGCUGCAGUGCAGCUGCUGCAGCAGCACAUCAGCAGACACAGCAGCAACCCUGCGGGGGACGAGAUCGUGUCGCUGGUGCUGCAGCUGCGGCAGCAGCAGCAGGAGCAGCAGGCGCUGCUGGCCCUUGCUGCGCAGCGGCAGCGGUGGCAGCGAAUAGGGGAGCUGCGGCUGCUGCGGCAGCAGCAGCAGCAGCAGGCGCAGCGGCUGCGGCAGCACCUGACGGAGUGCAGGCAUUUGCUGCUGCGGGUGGCGGACCACACCAUAGGCGAGGUGCAGCAAGACUCUGCUGCUGCUGGCAGCAGCAGCAGCAGCAGCAGCAGCAGCAGCAUGGCUGCAAUCCGCACAAUUUGUGUGUUUGGAGGCCUGGGGGGAGUUGCUGCACUCGUGGGGCUCGCAACAGGAGCAGCAGCACUUCCUGCUGCGCUGCUGUCAAGGGUGCCAGCAGCAGCAGCAGCAGAAGUCAGGGACUUGCUGCAUGUAGUAUUCAGCGAGUGCUUUUAUUUGCUGAGGGAGUUCGUGCUGCUGCAUGCGCCCAUUGCAGACCAGCUCGCCCACAACUCGGGGCUGCUGAGCUGCCUGCUGUCGUGCCUAGUGAGCCCCUCCACUGACGCAGCAGAAAUGCUUUUGGAGGAACUUAUUGCUUACAGAGAAACUCCUUUAUCUCUUCACUUUUGCUGCCCCUCUUGGUUAUCAAAUGGGUCUGGGGGCCCCCCGGGGGCCCCCCUGUGGGCCCCAGGGGGGCCCCCCGGGGGGGCCCUCGGGGGGGCCCCCCAGGGGCGGCCGCCGGGGGGGCCGGCCGCAGCAGCGGCGGCUGCUGCUGCGGCGUCCGCCUCUGCUGCUGCUGCAGCAGCAGCAGCAGCAGCAGGAAGCGGCACGCUGCUGCAGGGGGGCUGGGGGGAGCUGCAGGUCCGCCAUGUGGCGCUGCUGGCCCGGCUGCUGACGCUGCUUGUUGUAGAGACAGACGAGCGGCUUGCAUGCAGCAGCAGCUUGUGGCUGCUGCGGAGGCCCCCCUCCAGCCGGCGGGGCUGGUGUGCUGCUGCUGCUGCUGCAGCAGACGCUGCCGGAAGGCCCGAGCAGCCGCGCGCGCUCCCGCAGCAGCAGCAGCAGCAGCAGCAGCAGCAGCACAGUCAGCAGCGGCAGCUCCACGCCGCCACGCAGAGUCUCCCCGCAGGGGAGUGCAGCUCCGGCGCCUGCGACGCACAGGCCAGCAGCAAAACCAGCAGCAGCAGCAGCAGCAGCAGCAGCAGCAGCGCAGCUGAACAGAAGCGCCGGUGGAGCCCCUGGCUGCUGCAGCCCCUGGGGGAGGCCCCCACUGGCCCUGAAGGGACGCGAAAGGUUUUGUGUGAUCUUAUGGAGAUGGGGCCAAUGUACUGCAGCAGCACGAGUGACAGCAGCAGGAGCAGCAGCAGCAGCAGCUGCAGCAGCAGGUGCAGCAGCAAGGGCAGCAGCAGCAGCUGCAGCAGCGAGUGCAGCGACUCCGGCAGCAGCAGAGGUGAGGGGGAUCUCGAGGCAGCGUCUGAUGAGCGCCGCCGCAGCAGCUGCAGCCGGAAGCCCCGCCGUGCUGCAGCUUCCCUGCGGCUGCAGCAGCAGCAGCAGCGCCGCAGCAGCAGCUGGCUGCAGCAAGGCAGCAGCCGGUCUGCUGCUGAAGCAGUUGUGGGGCGCUCGCGGCUGCAGAGCGACGACGAGCAGGUGUACGUACACCGCAGGGCCUUCUUAACUCCCGGGAGGCCUUGCUGCAGCGAAGGCGGCUGCAGCAGCAGACACAGCAGCAGCUGCAGCGCAUGCGCGGACAGCAACAGGGAGAUUUUGCUGCAGCAGCCGCAGCUGGUGGAGAGGCUGGUGGAGCUGCUGUGGCUGCAGUCGAUCCCGCUGCCGGGCUUUCUUUCUGGGGUCACUUGUGGGGGCGGAGCAGCAGCAGCAGCAGCAGCAGCAGCAGCAGACAGCGGCGAGACUUUGCUCGAGCUGCUGCAGCGCAGCAACACUCCUCUCUUUGACUUGGUCAUGGGCGAGGCCUCGGGGCCCAGCAGCCGCACCCGCAGCAGCCGCACCCGCAGCAGCAGGAGCAGCCGCAGCAGCAGCAGCAGCAGCAGCCGCCACGUGAGGGGCAGCAGAAACGCAGCUGCUGCGCCUUUUGCUGCUGGCAGGCGCAGCGAUAGGAGCAGCAGCACGGCAGCAGCAGCAGCAGCAAUGGGCAGGGGCCCCAUGGCAUUUGUUGCUCGUUCGCGGCUGCCCUACAGCGUCAGGCCGAGCAGGGAAGCUGCUGCUGCUGCUGCUGCAGCGCCUGCUGCUGCUGCUGGAGAACCUGCAAACAGGGAGCGCGCAGCAGAUGCUGCUGGCAGCAGUGCUGCAGCAACAAGUGCUGCUGCAGCAGCAGCACCGGCAGCUAGCGAGAGGGCAUCAGACUGGGGGUCUUUCUUUCGCCGGCUGUCUUCGCUGCAUUCUGUAUUUGGGGGUGACGCGCAGCAGCAGCCUGCAGCAGCAGCAGCUGCUGCUGCUGCACCGGCUGCGGCCAGUGGGAGCAGCAGCAGGAGAGACUCCGGGACCAGCGCUGCCAGCGCUGAUGCAGAUGCAGCAGCAGCAGCAGCAGCAGCUGAAGAGGAGGCGCAGGAGGAAGCAGCAGGUGAGUCUGCUGCAGAGGCCUCUACUUGGGUGGCUGGGACAGCAGGAGAAGCAGCAGCAGCAGCGGCAGCAGCAGCAACAGCAGCAGAAGCUGCAACACACGGGAUUUCUGUGGAACUGACAACAGGCACUCUUCUUGCCACCCCUGAGGACAUUGCUUCUCUUGUUGCUGCUGUCUCUGCCACAAAUGCAGCUAGCAUUGGCAUAGAGUUCCUUGCGCCGCUUUCGCUGCAGCAGCAGGAGCAGCAGCAGCAGCAGCAGGAGCCGCAGCAGCAGCAGCGGCAGCGCCGGCAGCAGAGCCAGCAGGGAGCCGCCGACGCUGCUGGCGCCUCGAGCGCCGGCGCUUCAGACUCUGCUGCAGCAGCGUCAGCAGGAGUUUCAGCAGCAGCAGCAGCAGCAGCAGCAGCAGCAGCGUCUUCAAACAAUGGAGCGCCGCCGUCGCCGCGGCGUCGCGGAAGAACAGCGGACGAUGCAGCAGCAGCAGCAGCAGCAGCAGCAGAAGCUGUUGAAGUUGCUUCCGACACAAUCCGCGGUGUUGCUGAGGAGCCUACAGCUGGCUCCAGGGCAGUGUGGGCUCUUUCUGCUUUAGUUGGCGGUCCGCAGCAGCAGCGGCAGCAGCAGCAGCAGCAGCAGCAGCAGCAGCCGCAGCAGCAGCUUCGAGCGCUGGUGCACGUGCUGCUGCAGCGAGCUGACGACGGCGAUGACGCUGCAACCGUGACUGCGUUUGGCGGUUUUGCUGCUGGCGCGGAGCAGCAGCAGCCACAGCUGCUGCAGCCGCAGGUGCUGCAGCAGCAGCUGCUGCAGCAGCAGCAAGGCCUCGGGAUACAGGACGAGCUGCAGCUGCGGCAGCUUUUCCACAGAACUUACCAGCUGUACAGACAGCACAGAGCAGCACUAAAACGCAGAAACCGCAGAAAGAGGAAAAGCAGCCAGCGGCAACGCAGCAGCAGCAGCAGCAGCAGCAGCAGCAGCAGGACCGGUGCUGCUGCUGCUGCGCCGCGCGAGGAUCAGGGGCCGUUGCAGAAGCAGGAGCAGCGGCAAACGUCAGGUCAACAGUCCCAGCAGCAGCAGCAACAGCAGCAGCAACAGCAGCAGCAGCAGGAACCAAGUUUCAUGGGCCGGCUGCUGCGUAGGCUAUCGACUUUGUCGUUCGGAGUCACCCGCAGCCAAGAUGCUGCUGCUGCUGCUCCUGCUGCUGGCUCUGCUGCUGCUGCAGAGGGCGAAGCAGCACGCAGCACUUCAAGCUUGCGGGGCCGCCGCUCCUCUACAGCAGCAGCGGCAGGAGAUCGCGGGAGCAGCGCAGCAGCAGCAGCAGCAGCAGCAGCAGCAGCAGCAGGAACAGAGCGGAAGAGCAGCGAGGGGGGGAGGCAGCACUGGCUGCGGCGGCGGCGCAGACGGCCGAGCGUGAGCAGCAGCAGCAGCAGCAACAGCAGCAACAGCAACAGCGACAAAGACAGCCUCACGGGCAGCAGCAGCAACCAGAGCAGCGGCGGCUUGUGCAGCAGCAGCGAGGAAGCAGGAAGCGGCAGCGAGGCUUUGCUGCGUCAGGGCUUUCCGUGGCCGCUGCCUGCUGCUGCCCGCAAGCAGCAGCAGCAGCAGCAGCAGCAGCAGCAAGGGGGCCUCUCCAGGCGCGACAGACACAAACGCCGCAGGCUGCAGCAGCGGCAGCAGCGGCGGCUGCUGCUGCAGGACACUGAGGGGUUUCCGCCGCAGCCACUUGUUGCAGCACUAAGUGCUGACGAGCGCCGCAGCAGCAGCAGCAACAGCAGCGUGAUGUCUUCUGCAACAGAAGACGAGUCUGCUGAGCUGCAGCAGCUGCAGCAGCUGCAGCUCAAGGAACUUGCUGCCAAAAACCCAAGACUCCCCAGGCUGCCCCCAGGAGUUGCUGCAGCUUUCCGGCCAGCAGCAGCAGCACGGAGCUUCCUGCAGCAGCGCCGCAUGCAGGCUGCUGCAGAUCCAAGCCCGACCGCCGCCAGCAGCAGCAGCAGCAGCAGCAGCAGCAGCAGCAGCGUGGGAAGCAGAUUUUCGCUCGCGUUCGGGGGCGCGGGUAGGAGGAGCCAGAUGGGGUCGAGCGAUGGUAACCCGCAGCAGCAGCAGCAGCAGCAGCAGCAGCAGCAGCAGCAGCGGGAGUCAGAAUCUGGUCCUCCAAGUGCGGCUGCUGGAGCGCCGACCUCGUCAGCAGGCGAAGCUGCAGCAGCAGCGGAAGCAGCAGCACCAACAGCCGCAUCAGAUCCAGCAGCAGCAGCAGCAGCAGCAGCAGCAGCAGCAGAGCCUUCAAUCGUGUUUGACCCCGAGCUGCCGCUGCACGAGCAGGCGCAGCAAGUGCUGCAGCUGUACUCUUUCAGGUCGCAGCAGUCCUUUGUUCUGUCCCCCAGGGCAUUGGCGCAGCAGCAGCAGCAGCAGCAGCAGCAGCAGCAGCAGCAGCAAGAGCGUUCAGCUGCUGCUGUAAACGGUGAGGCUGCAGAAGAGCCCACCGAAGCGGCAGCAACGUCUACAGCAGCACCGGCAGCAACAGCUGCUGCUGCUGCAGCAGAAAGUGGGCAGAGUGAAUCAGCAGCAACAUCUGCCAUGUCUUGGCAGCAGUGGGCUUCUUCUCUCUUGGAUCCCUCAAACUUUUUUGCGGACACGACAGCAGCAGCAGCCCCAGCAGCAGCAGCAGCAACUCCAGCAGCAGCAGCAGCCCCAGAUGCAGUUCCAGCAAGGUCGGCAGCAGCAGCAGAAGGUGCGGAUGCCUCUUCAAACGGCGCAGCAGCAGCAGCAGCAGCAGCAGCAGCAGCACCUGCAGCAGGAGGAAGGCGUCGCCGCGUGGGCGGCGUGCGGACAGGCCGGCAGCAGCAGGAGCAGGAGCAGCAGCAGCAGCAGCAGCGCGCCCGCCGCGCGGCCCGCGACGGCGAGCAGCAGCAGCAGCAGCAGCAGCAGCAGCAGCAGCAGCUGGCGGGGGGCUCUGUGCACGAGGUGCUGACAGCAGCACUGCAGACCCUGCGGGGCGUUGCUGCUCGCAGCAGCAACGGCACUCUCGAACUCAUUUUGACAACAGUGCUGCAGCAAAUAACUCCUCCGGAGCAGCACUAUGUCCUCCGCAUUGGCUCCAUCCUGCAGCACACGGUGAGAACCAGCAGCAGCAGCAGCAGCUGCUGCUGCUGCUGCUGCUGCAGUGGCAGCAGGAGCAGCAGCAACAGCACUAGCAGCAGCAGCAGCAGCAGCAGCGCGACGCCGCAGCAGCGGGUGCUGCUGCUGCUUCGCCGGGUUUUUGGUGCUUUUGAGUGCAGAGGGUCUGUGGUUUGUGGCUGUGGUUUGUGUUUGCAGCCAGAACUGUACUUUGUAAUUUGUUCGCUGCUGGCUGGCAGCUCGAGAGCAGCAGUGCAGCAGCGGCUGAGUCGGCUGGGCCUCGUGCAGCUGCUGGCGAGUUUGCUGGAGACGCAGCUGUGGUUUAGGCCGGACCCUUUGGCGCAUCUCUGGCUGCGUCCCGAGCAGCAGCAGCAGCAGCAGCAGCAGCAGCAGCAGCAGCAGCAGCGGGAGCAGCAGCGGGAGCAGCAGCAGCGGCGGCGGCGGCGCGCGGCCGCGGGCGAGGCCGCUGCUGCGGGGGAGGCCUCCAGCAGCGACGGCAGCGGGGGCGCGGACGAGGCCCCGCCCCCCUCCGCAGCAGCAGCAGCAGCAGCAGCAGCAGCAGCAGCAGCAGCAGCAGGCGCUGCAGCGUCGCGGGAAGACGGCCCUCCGCCGGCGCGUCGCCGUCGCCACUCGUCGAGCUUGCUGGCCGCAGCCGCCCCGCGCAGCAGCGCUCUCCCCGCGCCCCCCCCCAGCAGCAGCAGCAGCAGCAGCAGCAGCAGCAGCAGCAGCAGCAUCUACGCGGCGCGGAGGGGGCUGGACCUGUCGCUGGCAGCAGUGCCUCCGCCGCUGCAGUCUCUGGAGGCCUUCUGCUGCUGCGAGACUUCCCUUUGCGCCUUCGCGCUCGAGCUGCUGCGGCUCGUCCACGACUUAGCCGAUUUCGAACAAGGAGCAGCAGCAGCAAAAGUCAAAAGAGAAAUGCUGACAGCCCACGAGCGCAACAAACUCAUGCAUGCGCUGCGGCAGCCCCGCCGCGUGGACUUGCGGCCUCCGCUGGUGCGGGCGGUGCGGCAGCGGCUGCGGGUCAUUCACUCUCACCCGCUCGUGGACCCCGACAAGCAGCAGCAGCAGCAGCAGCAGCAGCAGCAGCAGCAGCAGCAGCAGCAGCAGCAGCAGCAGCAGCAGCAGCAGGGGGCGCUGCGCGGCGCGGCGCUGCCGCGGGACGCGGCGGGCGCCGGCCGCGCGCAAGACGCCGCCACCGACGACGAGCAGCAGCAGCGCGCGCGGAGUGCCGCCACCAGCCCCAGCAGCAGCAGCAGCAGCAGCAGCAGCAGCAGCAGCAGCAGCAGCAGCAGCAGCAGCAGCGAGCCGGGGACGCACCGGUCGAACGAGCAGUUCGGGCGGAUUGCCACGCGGUAUAUCUUCAAAGGCACUGCGGGGCUGCUGUCGAGACUCAUUUGCAUUUAUGGAAAUGAAUCUGCUGCUUCUGUUUAUAAGUUCUGGCUGGCUUCUUCUUUGGAAGCUUGCAUUCGGGGAGCGGAUCCUUUGAUCAAGGUCUUUGCUGCUGAGAGCGGGCUGCUGCACAUCAUCCUCCGGGACAUGCACGCGCUGGCGCUCGACCAGAAGCAGCAGCAGCAGCAGCAGCAGCAGCAGCAGCAGCAGCAGGGGGCUGCGGCGCGGCUCGCGGCCGCCAGAAGCAGCAGCAGCAGCAGCAGCAGCAGCAGCAGCAGGGGGGAGGCCGCGGCGCACCGCGGCAUGCUGCAGUCCUGCUGCGACUUGCUGGGCGAACUGCUCAAGUUCAAUCCUUACGUUUUGCUGCUGCUGGACCGCCACUUCGCAAGACAUCCUGCUGCUUUGGCAGCUUUUGCUGCUAUCAUUGAAGACAACUUAAUUGACACAAACGUUCUUGUUCGGAGUCUUUAUUUGACUUUGGAGCUUUGCAGACAAACAGCCCGCGUGCAUGCGCUAGCAGCAGCGCUCCCUGCUGCAGCGCAGCAGCAGCAGCAGCAGCAGCAGCAGCAGGGGCCGGCGGCGACGGCCGCGGCGGCCGCCGCAGCAGCAGCAGCAGCAGCAGCAGCAGCAGACGCUGCUGCAGCAGCAGGCGCAGCAGAACUCCGGGAAAGCCGCUUUCUCCCGCUGUGGCGCCAAAUGCACUUCUUCGACCGAAACUCCUGCAGCCCAGUCACCCUCCGCGGGCUCCAAGGCGAAGACCCCCAGCAGCAGCAGCAGCAGCAGCAGCAGCAGCAGCAGCAGCAGCAGCAGUGGUCUUGCCUUUCGCAGGGGCUGCCGCACAAGUCCGACUCCUGCUGCGCCACGGGCGGAUUUGCUGCGCCCACGGGGCUGACUGUGCCCUUCGUAGACGGGGCCUCGCUGCGCCGCCUGCUGGCCCGCAGCAGCAGCAGCAACAGCAGCAGCAGCAGCAGCAGCAACAGCAGCAGCAGCAGCAGCAGCAGCAACAGCAGCAGCAGCAGCAGCAGCAGCAGCAGCAGCGGCGUCGGCGCCCACGCUGCAGCGGACCGCUCCCCGCGGCGAAUGCGCAGCCGCGCGCCCCCGCAGCAGCAGCAGCAGCAGCAGCAGCAGCAGCAGCAGCAGCAGCAGCAGACGUACUGGGAGCUGGCGCCGCUGGGGCUGGGGCUGCGGCCAGACCCCUCGCCGGCCAUGGUUGCUGCUGUGGUCAGCAGCAGCAAAGAACUGCAUGCAGUCUUCAGCGGGAAGUACAGAAGUGAUGUUUUUCUUCUUUUCGACAAAGACAAAAGUCCUUUGGCCAACUUCCUCCAAGAACGCAAAAACGAAAUCCUCAAGAGGCUCAUGUGCGUGGUGUCUUUUGAAGGCGUAGUGCCCGACAGCAUUUGCUGCGUCAACACUUCGCUCGUGCUGCUGCUGCUGUCGCUGCUGGACGGCCAGCUGCCGGAGACCCUUCAAGACAUCAAGAAACAGUUCAGGGAGGCAGAGGAGGAGCUGGCAGCAGGACGGCCUGUGGCUGGUGUGGGGCCGCUGCUGGAGCGUUUGCUGCAUGCAGAAGCAGCAGCUUCGGGACUGGAUCUUUCGGGUUCUGCGCCUUUUUAUUUGAAAGAAACAGAAAAAGAAAAAAGAAUGCGAAAAGACAUGGGCGUGGGACUUUUUAACUUCUGGCGGCUGCUGCACUUCUGGAGGGUUCACUACAUCCGAAGGAGAAAGGACGCCCGCGGCCUGGAAUUUGCCUGUCAGAUUCCUCUGCAUUACUGGCACGAACUCAUUUCAAUCCUCUGCGCCCCUCCAGAGGAGCCCACGAGCCUCGCCCACCCGCUUCCCUGA
Molecule: messenger RNA, 9684 nt
Organism: Eimeria necatrix
Lineage: Eukaryota; Apicomplexa; Conoidasida; Eucoccidiorida; Eimeriidae
Exons: 7
Coding region: 1-9684 (3227 amino acids)
Biological process (GO): ubiquitin-dependent protein catabolic process; regulation of transcription by RNA polymerase II
Cellular component (GO): nucleus; Cul4A-RING E3 ubiquitin ligase complex; SWI/SNF complex
Molecular function (GO): transcription coregulator activity
Source: RefSeq, a predicted model, not a curated record